This is a messenger RNA of Pseudoliparis swirei, 518 nucleotides long. Its product is annotated as histone acetyltransferase p300-like. Gene Ontology annotation, molecular function: histone acetyltransferase activity; chromatin DNA binding; transcription coactivator activity. The record is from RefSeq and is a predicted model, not a curated record. Gene Ontology annotation, biological process: positive regulation of transcription by RNA polymerase II. Lineage: Eukaryota; Metazoa; Chordata; Actinopteri; Perciformes; Liparidae. Gene Ontology annotation, cellular component: histone acetyltransferase complex; transcription regulator complex.
AUGGCGACAAGCACCUGGAGUUCAGCUCCCUGCGGAGGUGCAUGUGGAGCUCCAUGUGCAUGCUGGUGGAGCUGCUGUACCGUCUGCGAGGACACAAAAGGCGACGAUAAAAAUGCAAAGAAGAAGAACAACAAGAAGACCAGCCUGAGCCGAGCCAAUAAGAAGAAGCCGGUGCCCAAUGUGUCCAAUGCUUCGCAGGAACUCUAUGCCACUAUGGAAAAACACAAAGAGGUGUUCUUCGUGAUCCGGCUGAUCGCGGCGCCCAUGGCGAACGCGUUGCCCCCCAUCUCAGACCCGGAUCCCCUGAUGGCGUGUGACCUCAUGGACGGCCGCGACGCCUUCCUGACGCUGGCCCAGGACAAGCACCUGGAGUUCAGCUCCCUGCGGAGGUGCAUGUGGAGCUCCAUGUGCAUGCUGGUGGAGCUGCUGUACCGUCUGCGAGGUGAGUCGGGGGGACGCGGAUACAUGUUUCAUUAAGACUUAUUAGGAGGACCCCGAACUCGAUAGCGGCCGUGUCA